UUCUCUCAUUUUGAAGUUCCAAGGAAGUUGCCUUCCUUCACCAAGUUUGUCUUUCAGUGGGAGCAUUUUUCAAGCUCCGUCGAUAAUGGCUGCCUAAGAAAAACAACCUCCACUAUCACCACCAACCAAAAUCCCAAUUCCCCCAAUUCCCCCAAUUCCUCAAUUCCCCCUUUCUUCUCCAUGAAACCCAAAACCCUAAAUCAAUUCCAAUGUCCCUUUCUCCCCACCUUUUUCUCCUUCUUCUCACCAUAGCAUCUCUCUCCCCCGCCGCCGCCGCCGCCGCCGCCGUUGAUUGCCCUCUCAACUUCACCGUCCUCCGCCAGUUCUCCCAGGGUUCCGUCGUUUCCCGCCCCGAUUUCUCCGGCGAAUGUCCAUACAUCCGCCUCGGUCUCCGCCUCGUCCUCUCCCAGUACCUCAAACUUACCGGUUCCUUCUUGCCUCCGGUGAACUCUUCCGAUUCAUGCUGGAAUUCUUACCAAUCGGUUGUGAAUGUCACUUGGCCGAAUUUCGACAUUCGGAGCUCUUGCGGGUUUCAAACCGGGUGGAUCUCACAUGGCUGUAUGAACAUCACCACCAAAUCAGAGUUUGAGAGAAUCGUUCCUAAAUCAGCCCUCGAUGGUGUUGUUGCAAUCUGUAAUCAAUCGCUUGAAAAUGGUUCCCCCUGUGCCUCGUGCACGACGAGGCUCGCGAUCAUUCAGGCCUCGUUCUUGACAGGUCCGUCGAUCGGCAAUGUCACCGAUUGCCCCGCAUAUCCGUCGAUCUAUACAGCGGCGUUCGUGAAUCAGUUUGGACCGACCGAUUUGGGAACUGCCAAAUGCUUAUUCUCACUCAAUCCUCCAUCGGAGAAUUCGAGAGGCAAGAAACGGAAUACGGUGGUGUUAGUUGUUCUAAUUUGUUGUGGCGUUGCGGCAGCGGCGGUGGCGGUUGCAGGCGGGUUGUUUUUCUGGCGGAAACAGGGGAAAGUGAAGAAGAACGAUAGAAUCCGUAGAGUUGAAACAGGGUUGGGUUCUGGAUUGGAAUCGAUAAGUGAAAGCACUACUUUGGUGAAGUUCACAUUCGAUGAAAUCAAGAGGGCAACAAGGAACUUUUCUAGAGAUAACAUAAUUGGAAGAGGGGGUUAUGGAAAUGUGUAUAAAGGGGUUCUAUCAGAUGAUUCUGAAGUUGCUUUGAAGAGGUUUAAGAACUGUUCUGCAGCAGGGGACGCCAUUUUUGCUCAUGAAGUUGAGGUAAUUUCAAGUGUUAGGCAUGUUAAUCUUGUAGCUUUGAGAGGAUAUUGUAUUGCAACUACUCCAAUGGAGGGUCACCAGAGAAUAAUUGUGUGUGAUUUGAUGAAGAAUGGGAGUCUUUAUGAUCAUUUGUUUGGGUUUUCAGAUAAGAGGUUGAGUUGGCCAAUUAGGCAAAAGAUUGCUCUUGGCACAGCUAGAGGAUUGGCUUAUCUGCAUUCUGGAGCUCAGCCUGCCAUUAUCCAUAGAGAUAUCAAAGCCAGCAACAUUCUUUUGGAUGAAAACUUUGAUCCCAGGGUGGCUGAUUUUGGUUUAGCUAAGUUCACGCCAGAAGGAAUGACUCAUUUGAGCACAAGAGUUGCUGGAACUAUGGGGUAUGUGGCACCCGAGUACGCCUUGUACGGCCAGUUGACGGAGAGGAGUGAUGUGUAUAGCUUUGGAGUUGUUUUGCUCGAGCUUUUGAGUGGGAGGAAGGCGCUCGGGGUGAGGAGCCAUGACAGCCAGCCCUUUCUAGUGACUGAUUGGGCUUGGUCUUUGGUUAGGGAACAAAAGGCAAGGGAUGUUAUUGAAGAAGGCAUGCCAGAGCUGGGUUCUCCAGAGGUUGUUGAGAAGUAUGUACUGAUUGCUGUUCUUUGUUCCCAUCCCCAGCUCUAUGCCAGGCCAUCAAUGGAUCAAGUUGUGAAAAUGUUGGAAACUGAGCUCUCUGUUCCUUCAAUCCCAGAGAGACCCAUCCCUUUAGUUGCUGAUAUUGAUGAAAUUGAGAGAUCUAUGAGUAGUAGUAGUUCUGCUCAGCAUUCUGGUUCAGUUGGCUUCCAUAAUUUCACAUUACAAAAUGACCAUAAGUAGGGUGGGGGGGUCGUCUAGGUCAUAGAAACUGGCUGUACUUUUCUACAAGAAAAAGGAGGAAUCCGCUUGAGAAGGGGCUUGCAUCUGAUUACAUGGUUGGUCAAAGAAACCGGCCGCACGAGAAAAAGGAGGAAUCUGCUUGGGAAGGGGCUUGCAUCUGAUUACCUAGUUGGUGAGACAAUAACUUAUCAAUAUUGAGGGACGAUCAAUUGUCAACCUUAGAGGAUGAUCAACUAUAUAGGGACUGAUACAUGACCUAGGCUCGUACGAAAGGACAGUCAUGUGGAGUUUUCUGCAAUGUGCUAUUCGUUUUGUUUGUUGGAUUAGUUGGAUGAUUCCAGAUUUGGAGUCCAUGCUUCUACUCCAUUGUAAAGAUGGAUAGAUUUGUAAGUAUUUAGUUUUUCUAAUCUCUUUUUGAAGUUCAGUGUUGGAGGGAGAGUAAUGAAAACAUGGAACAUACUUUUUUGUUUUGAAGUUCAGAUUUUGCAUUCAAAUGUUUAGACUUUGGUUUUGCUUUUGCAUCAUGAUAUCCUUAGAGAAAUGGAUUUAAAGAAGCAUUAUUAACCU
Molecule: messenger RNA, 2636 nt
Organism: Benincasa hispida (wax gourd)
Lineage: Eukaryota; Viridiplantae; Streptophyta; Magnoliopsida; Cucurbitales; Cucurbitaceae
Gene: RKF3
Product: receptor-like kinase in in flowers 3
Biological process (GO): protein phosphorylation
Molecular function (GO): ATP binding; protein kinase activity
Source: RefSeq, a predicted model, not a curated record